Micropterus salmoides (largemouth bass) is the source of this 1612-nucleotide messenger RNA. RefSeq names its product cathepsin A (gene ctsa). The coding region runs from base 141 to 1559 and encodes 472 amino acids. NCBI's taxonomy places the organism in Eukaryota, Metazoa, Chordata, Actinopteri, Centrarchiformes, Centrarchidae. Gene Ontology annotation, biological process: proteolysis. The transcript is spliced from 14 exons. Gene Ontology annotation, molecular function: serine-type carboxypeptidase activity. The record is from RefSeq and is a predicted model, not a curated record.
UCCUGUCCACAAGGAACUGUUUCUCAAAGGUCGUCAUGUGACCCGCCGCUGUCAUGUGACCCGCUGUGAUUCUUUAUCACCGCUGCAGUCACAUCAGCGCCACCUGCGGAGCGAGACCUCAGGUGAAACCGGAGACAGAGAUGCUGCUGCAGGUGUUGUGUUUCUUCCAGUUGUCUCUGCUGGGCGGCGAUGCGGCGCCGGCUGCAGACGAGGUGACUUACCUGCCCGGUCUGCAGAAACAGCCGAGCUUCAGACAUUACUCUGGAUACCUGAGCGUGGCUGAUGGGAAACACCUGCACUACUGGUUCGUGGAGUCCCAGAGCAACGCGUCUGCCGACCCGGUGGUGUUGUGGUUGAACGGCGGCCCCGGCUGCAGCUCUCUGGACGGGCUGCUGACUGAACACGGACCCUUCCUGAUCCAGGAUGACGGAGUGACGCUGCAGUACAACCCGUACUCCUGGAACAAGAUUUCCAACGUGUUGUACCUGGAGUCUCCAGCAGGUGUUGGCUUCUCGUACUCUGACGAUCAGAUUUACAUCACCAACGACACAGAGGUGUCCAUGAACAACUACCUGGCUCUGAAGGAGUUCUUCCGUCUGUUUCCGGAGUACAGCAAGAACCAACUUUUCCUGACGGGAGAGAGUUACGGAGGGAUCUACAUCCCGACGCUCGCCGAGAGAGUGAUGGAGGACGCCAGCCUCAACCUGCAGGGCGUUGCCGUGGGAAAUGGGAUGUCGAGUUACGAGAUGAACGAUAACUCUCUGGUGUACUUCGCCUACUACCACGGCCUGCUGGGGAGUCGACUGUGGACCGAGCUGCAGACGUUCUGCUGCAGCGACGGGAAGUGCAACUUCUACCAGAGCCAGAACCUGAACUGCUCUGCCAGCGUGUUUGAGGUUCAGUACAUUGUCUAUUCUUCAGGACUGAACAUGUACAACCUGUACGCUCCCUGUCCAGGUGGAGUCCACCAGAGAGUCAGUGUUGAAGGCGGCGAGCUGGUGAUCAGAGACCUGGGGAACUCCUUCAUCAACCACCCGUGGACUCAGCUGUGGAGCCAGAAGCUGCGAGGUCUGGCGUCUCUCCACCUGUCUGUCCGUCUGGACCCGCCCUGCACUAACUCCACCCCCUCCUCCCUCUACCUGAACAACCCGUACGUCAGAGCCGCUCUGCACAUCAGCCCCAAGGCUCUGGCCUGGGUCAUCUGCAGCUCUGAAGUGAACCUGAACUACGGUCGUCUCUACCUGGACGUCAGGAAGCAGUACCUGAAGCUGCUCUCUGCUCUGAAGUACCGGGUCCUGGUGUACAACGGGGACGUGGACAUGGCCUGUAACUUCAUGGGGGACGAGUGGUUUGUGGAGUCUCUGCACCAGCAGGUGGAGGUCCAGAGGCGUCCGUGGCUCUACGAUGAUGAAGGCAGUCAGCAGGUCGGAGGCUUCGUCAAAGAGUUCGACAACAUCGCCUUCCUCACAGUCAAGGGUUCAGGUCACAUGGUUCCAACAGACAAACCAAUCGCUGCCUUCGCCAUGUUCUCCAGAUUCAUCAAGAGGCAACCCUACUGACCUGGACCGGCCCACCUGACCCGGCCCUACUGACCUGGACCGGCCCACCUGAC